UGCCGGGACCGGACAGCAGCCGCCACCAUGACCGCCACGCUGCGCCCGUACCUGAAUGCGGUGCGCGCCACGCUGCAGGCCGCGCUGUGCCUGGAGAACUUCUCCUCGCAGGUGGUGGAGCGGCACAACAAGCCCGAGGUGGAAGUCAGGAGCAGCAAAGAGCUGCUGUUGCAGCCGGUGAUCAUCAGCAGGAACGAGAAGGAGAAGGUCCUCAUCGAAGGCUCCAUUAACUCCGUACGCGUCAGCAUCGCAGUGAAGCAGGCCGAUGAGAUCGAGAAGAUCUUGUGCCACAAAUUCAUGCGCUUCAUGAUGAUGAGGGCCGAGAACUUCUUCAUCCUGCGCAGGAAGCCCGUGGAGGGCUAUGACAUCAGCUUCUUGAUCACAAACUUCCACACGGAGCAGAUGUACAAGCACAAGCUGGUGGACUUUGUCAUCCAUUUCAUGGAGGAGAUCGACAAGGAGAUCAGUGAGAUGAAGCUCUCUGUCAACGCCAGGGCCCGCAUCGUGGCAGAGGAGUUCCUCAAGAAUUUUUAGGCCGUGGCGCAGGACCCCGUGGCUCCCCAACGCUUGUGCCCGCCGGGCACCGUGCCUGCGCCUGCUCCCGCUCCCCCUGCGGA
This is a messenger RNA of Gavia stellata (red-throated loon), 617 nucleotides long. It is a transcript of the gene ARPC4, whose product is annotated as actin related protein 2/3 complex subunit 4. Lineage: Eukaryota; Metazoa; Chordata; Aves; Gaviiformes; Gaviidae. Gene Ontology annotation, molecular function: actin filament binding. Gene Ontology annotation, cellular component: Arp2/3 protein complex; actin cytoskeleton. The transcript is spliced from 6 exons. Gene Ontology annotation, biological process: actin filament polymerization; Arp2/3 complex-mediated actin nucleation. The record is from RefSeq and is a predicted model, not a curated record. The coding region runs from base 28 to 534 and encodes 168 amino acids.